This is a messenger RNA of Peromyscus maniculatus bairdii (prairie deer mouse), 1215 nucleotides long. Its product is annotated as torsin-1A-interacting protein 2. NCBI's taxonomy places the organism in Eukaryota, Metazoa, Chordata, Mammalia, Rodentia, Cricetidae. The record is from RefSeq and is a predicted model, not a curated record.
CCGUGGCGCCUGGGGGUUGCAGACCAGCGCUGUGGAGCGGGAGCAACAGCCUUGUCGCCGCUGAUCCAGACUGUCCCAUGAUUUAAAAUUUGGCUGGAAUUUGUAUGUGACGCAUUCCCAGACCAUCCUGCAAGCUCAACGCCAGCUCCUUCUCUGUGACUGGGUCCAGAUAAAGGUCCUUUCAAGACUGACUUCAUUGGAUCUACUGGCAAGGACCCCACCAGGUUUUCCUGACCCUACUACGUCACUGUAAAGAGCCAUCGGGCAAGAGUGCCAGCAUCAACAGAAGACACACUGCGUCCGGCAGCGCCUGUUUCACCAGGCAUAAUAACCUUACCAGCAGUGCAGAGUACCCUUGUGGGACACCAUCACCCGCUGAUACUGCUGCUGCUGAACAGUUCAGACUAGAGGUCUGGCUUUCCUUAAGACGCUGGGAUUUGAAGGAGCUAUUCUGUGAUCUGUGCUUCUAGUAAGUGACUGAUAGUAUUCUAGACUGGACUGGUCCGUGAGUACAGAGACUGAGUUGCAAUUAAGUGAAAAAUAGAAUACAAGAUCUUGAAGAACUGCACUGAGGUGCAAGCCAGAUUUAACACUCCAGUGCUGUGACCUGAGAAGUUGCUAAGGAAACCUGUACCAGGACCAAUUGUCACCGCCGCUUACUGCCUUUCUCUGUGUCAUUGUUGCCUUUUGCUGUUACACUGCUUGUGCUGUCUUUCUAAGCCCAGAUGUUCUCCGAUAACUCCCACUGCCCUGACUGUGGGCAGCAGUGGUUCCCUAGUUUAGAACUAGGGCAUUGGUUAUACCAAACUGAACUUGUUGAGAAUGAAUGUUACCAAGUGUUCUUAGACCGUAUUAACCGAGCUGAUUAUUGCCCUGAAUGUUAUCCUGACAAUCCUGCUAAUAGAAGCCUUGUUCUGCCUUGGUCUUUCCCACUUGAGUGGGCACCUCAAAAUCUCACCAGGUGGACCUUUGAGAAAGCUUGCCACCCAUUUCUUCUGGGUCCGCCACUGGUUAGAAAAAAGAUACACGACUCCAGAGUAGCUGGUUUUAAUCCUGCAUUACAGUUAAUCUUGACCAGAACAGACAAAACCUUAAACAAGAAACUUGGCCAAAGCAAGUGACUUCUGUAACAGAAUCAUGAACUCUUCCAGGGCUUUGUGUUCAUAGCCUAGGGGAGAGGAAUAGUAACUUGUUUCUGUUUUCUUUCUCUCUUAA